UAAUGACGAAAGUUGUCAAUUAUAAAGUAAAUGGAACUGGAAGAGAUACAUAUAUCAAUUAUGGAAAUGGUGGAUUUUAUAAAACAGACUCAUUGCAUACAGAUGAGUCUUUUUAUUAAUUGUCAAAACAGAACUCAUUGCCAAUAAUUAAUAGCAAAUUUAAUCUUUAUCAUACAGAUGGGACAGGUCGAGACUCAUACAUCAGGUAAAGGAAAUGUAUACAAAAAAAGCGAAUCUCAAGGUGGCUUUUAUAGCUAUCAGCCUAAGAUAAAUUUCUUAGGGAGAUUAAGGCAUUAUGACCCAUCUCCUGAGGCAAUUAGAUAAAAUGAUUUUUUAAGAAAAAGUUAAUUAGUGAAACCAGCAAAAGAGCAAGAGCGAUAGCUUAAGUAUAAAUAUCAAAAAAUUUUAGAUAGAGCGCAGUAGUGGAACAAGUAACUCAGAGACUGCAAUUACCAAAAAUCAAAAGGGAAUGAUUUAUUAUAUUUUAUAUAUAUAUAUAUUUUUAAAAUGUCAGAUAGCUCCUCUGAUGAAGAUUAUCGAAAGUUUAAUAGGAAGGCAAAGAAGUCUACAGUACGUAUGAACGUUUAAGAUCCAGAAUCCACUAAGUUUGCAUAAGAAUUCGCAUAGAAAUUGUUAAGAGAAAGAGGAUGUACAUAGUGUGUAUGCUAAGGGAAGUUGACAUUACAGAAGAAGAAAUGGGAUUCAAGAAACAAACUACUAAACAAGUGAAGGCCACAACUUAUGUGCAUAGUAUUGAUUAGGCGACAUUGAAGGAAUUACAAAAGGAAUUCAAUAAAUGCGAGAAUAUCGGUCAGAUUUGCACUAUAUUAAAAGCAUUAAGUAAUCAUAAAGAAGCCACACCUUAGCAAUAACUAUAGUAUAAAGUAUAGAGAAGCGAUUUCUUGAUAAAAAAUAGAAUGUAUGAAGAUGCAAAAACAGAAUGUUUUGAAUUAUUAGAAAAGGAAUUAACAACAUUGGAUAAAGUGAAAGUGUUGUUAUCAUUAUGUAAGGCACAAUUAGAAACAAAUGAUACUUAUAAUGGAUGUAUGUAAGCAUUGAGAUUAAAAAGCUAUGCUGAAACAGUUAAAUUAAUGCCAUCAUUUAAUCUUGGUAUUUAUGAUCUCACUCCAGAGUAAAUUUAUAAACAAAUAGAUGAUAUCUAUUAAAAUACUAUAUUUAAGAUCUAGAGAGAUAACAAAAAGGUGAUAUCUCUUUUAAGUGUAUAAGGUAAUAGUGCAACUGGUUGUUUGGGUUAAGGAGACUUAACUUAAUGUAGUGAGUUAACUUCAUAUUAGAUAUUCAAAAAUAGGAAAAUACUCUCUAUUGGAUGUGGAGAACAUCAUGUAUUAGUUUUAAUGAGUGGAUGUUCAUGUAUUAAUCCCUAUUACGUCAGUUAAUGUAAAGGUGAAAAAUGUAAUAAUGGUAAUGAAGUAUUUGGUUGGGGAGAGAAUUUCUUAGGUUAAGUUACAAUGAAUGAAUAAGAUGGAAAUUUUAUUAGUGUCCCAUAUAACAUUAGUUAAUUAAGCAAUAAAAACAUAAUAGGAGUUUAAGCAUACAAAAGCACUUCAAUAGCUUGGGAUUCUAAUGGUCAAAUAUAUUAAUGGGGAGCUAAACACAUACUUAAAAUAGAUCCAAUUGCUGAUAUUUAAUAGAUAAUUUUGGGUUUUAAAUAUGGAGCUAUUCUUGCUAAAAAGUCAUUGUUUAUUAUGGGUGAAUUAGAUGAAAAUAUUAAAUAUCCUAAACUAACUAAAUUAGCAGAUAAUAUUGAUUAAAUUGCAGGUGGAGACAAUCAUUUAUUAUCACUCAAUUCAUAAGGUGAAGUAUGGGGAAUAGGAUAAAAUAAAUUUCAUUAGUUAGGAGUGAAUAAUCAUUAAUAAUAUUCAUAAAUAUAAGAAGAUGAGUGUUUUUAUAUUAAUGCAAAUGAAAAUGCUAGUAUUUUUGUUACUUCAGAUGGAGAGGUCUUGUAUUGUGGUUAAGUAAGUAAAGAAAAAGUUAUUGAUUACCCAAAAACAUUGUAAAUUGAUGAAGAUGUUUAAAUCAUUUAAGCUUGUACUUAUGAAGGAGUCAUUUAUGCUUUAAAUUUGCAAGGAAAAAUAUUUAAAUGGGAUAUAGACAAAGAACCAAAAUCUAAAUUAUUUCUCUAUGCUCCUGUAAGACAACUUCAUCUUUGUAGGGGAAUCAGACUUUGUGAAUCAACUGCUUUAUAAGGAGAAUGGUGUAGAUUAGAAUUAGAAGAUGAGGAUCAAGAAGAAUUUGAAACUUUUUCAGAUAUUAAUCUUAUUAUAAAUUUAGGAGACAAAUAUGGACCAUAUGGUAUUAAAUAAAACCAUCCUAUCAGAUAUAAUAUUUUUGUUACUGAUGAUUCUGAAAUAACUCCUGAAUAAUUAUUACACAAAAGUCAAGUUGUAUCUAUGAGCAAGAUAUAGUCAUAAUAAGAAAAUAAGACAUACCUUAAUUUCAUGAAUGAUGGUUACAAAGCUGAAAUUAAAGAGAUUGAAGAACCUUCUAAACAUAAACUUGUUUUAUAAGUGAAUAAACCAGGAAAUUAUUUAGUCUAUUUAUAUCUGAAUGAGUAAUUACUAAUUGAUUGUCCUUUGACUAUUAAUUUAGUGGCUGGAAGUAGAUAAGAAGAAUUGAUGUAAGCAGAAGAAUUAAAGAAAUAAUAAUAAUAGGCAGAAUUAUAAACGAGAUAAGUAUUAUUAAUGAAAAAAUAAUAGGAAGAGGAAGAGAGAUAGAGAUUAUUAAAUGAAUAAUAAUAGGAAUUAUUGUAAAGAUAAUAGGAAACAAGUAAACUUAUAUUUUAUUAAUUUAGAGAAAAGAGCUGAUGAAAAAUUAUAAUAAUAUCAAUUAAAAAUGUAAGAGGAAAAGAGAUUAAAAGAGGAAGAAAGAUAAUUAAAGAAAGAUUUAUUAACAGGAGGUGGUUUUGAUUUAAAUAAAGUUAAAUAAUAAUAAUAAUAAUAAUAAUAAUAAUAAUAAUAAUAAUAAUAAUAAUAAUAAUAAUUAGAAGAAUAAAAUUAAAUUAAUAAUCCACCUAAAAAAAUUAUUAAAUAAAUUAAUACUGCUUUAACUUAAAAAGUUAAAUAACAAAUGCAAAAUUUAUAAUAAGAAAGAUAAUAAUUAUAAUAAUUAAAUAAUCAAUAAUAAUAAAAACAAUAAAAUAAACCACAAUCUUAGCCUCCUAAAUUGAAUCCUGUAAAAGCUACUCCAAAAGUACUUCAAAGUAUUCAAUCUACUAAAACUACUGAAAAAGCAUUCUAAACUUAGGAAACAUUCAAAGAUCUUCAGUAAACGGUAUAAUUUAGAAAAACAGAUACUCAAUUACAAAAAAUAUAAUAAGAACUCCAAUAAGAAUUUUAAUAAUUGAAAAGAUAGGAAACAAAUAAAUAUAAAAGAUGA
Messenger RNA from Paramecium pentaurelia, 3396 nucleotides. NCBI's taxonomy places the organism in Eukaryota, Ciliophora, Oligohymenophorea, Peniculida, Parameciidae. The record is from the annotation of a GenBank genome assembly.